AUGACUCUCACGAAACAUAAGAAAAUUGCCAGCCGAAUAAAAUUCGCAAAAUCAGCCCGUAAUUGUUUCAUUCUUUCAUUCGAAAAAAGGAAGACUCGUCAAGCAUAUCAUUUUCUGAAGGAGGCUCCAGAGGAGAUUCCAUAUAGCAUUCGUCGGUACUAUAAGGAAACUCAAAGACUGUUGAGUGUGCUUGAAAACAGGCUGAAGGGUAGAGAAUUCCUUGUGGGAGAUUCACUGACUAUGACGCUUGCUGAUAUUAUUAACUUUACAUGGGCUGAUGCUGCAUCCUUAAUAAACAUUAAUUUUGAUGAAUAUCCUAAUAUUAAGAAUUGGAUAGCUCGCAUAGAAGCGAGACCAGCCGUGCAAAGAGGACUUAAUGUGCCUGACCAGAGAUCUGGCACGGCUGAAGUAGCAUCAAUUGUUAAGGAAAGACUUGCUUUGAUUUAG
Paraglomus occultum is the source of this 447-nucleotide messenger RNA. The record is from the annotation of a GenBank genome assembly. NCBI's taxonomy places the organism in Eukaryota, Fungi, Glomeromycota, Glomeromycetes, Paraglomerales, Paraglomeraceae.